Symbiodinium sp. CCMP2456 is the source of this 750-nucleotide messenger RNA. The record is from the annotation of a GenBank genome assembly. Lineage: Eukaryota; Dinophyceae; Suessiales; Symbiodiniaceae.
GUGGAGGUCUACGACCGCUUCAGCGAGAAGACGGGCACGGUGGAGGACGAGUUUGAGAAGCUCUGCCGCAGUGCUGUGGCCGAUGCGCGCGAGCGCUGCGGAGGCCGACGGCUCAUCGCUGCACUCAAGCCCUUGCUGGUGGACUUGGUGAAGAGGCGGCAGGGAAUAUCCUCCAUGCUCAACACACUCCGGAGUUGUGGCCUAGACAAGGUGGAGAAGAACUUGCUUCGAAAGCAUCUUCAGCCGAGGGACAUUCUCAUCGCGCUGACCUUCAGUAGCAUGGCGCCCGGCCCGUCGCAGGCGCGCAUGAUGACUCUGGCAGCGAAGACGGACUCUCCCCUGCCUUUGCUCUUUGGCUGGGCAGUUCCCGCCUCAGCGGACGGGGAGAGUGGACGGGGCCUCCAACUCUGCUCGCAAAUCCAGUGGGGAGCGUUGAGGGAGCUCUUCUGCAGCCCCUCCUAUCCCUUGGUGCUGUCUGUCGGGACGGGCCAAGCACUGGGCAAGUCGUACUUGCUGCAGUAUCUCUACGCACUGCAGGAGUGCCACUUCCGAGGUGCGGCACCGAAUCCGCUGCGGAUCCACACCAUGCCGUCUAUCGACCUCAUCGGUGACUUCGCACGGGAGGAAUGCACAAGAGGGGUGACUUUGGCAGACGUGCACGGCUUCGACGCUGGCAGCGACCUCUGCGAAGCCCUCACUGCGACCCUCUACGGUUUCGCCACCUCUACCUUGCUCCACUGCUCACUGAAG